Messenger RNA from Xenopus laevis (African clawed frog), 3416 nucleotides. It is a transcript of the gene sorbs3.L, whose product is annotated as sorbin and SH3 domain containing 3 L homeolog. The record is from RefSeq and is a predicted model, not a curated record. Gene Ontology annotation, cellular component: anchoring junction. The transcript is spliced from 13 exons. Bases 620 to 2527 code for a protein of 635 amino acids. Lineage: Eukaryota; Metazoa; Chordata; Amphibia; Anura; Pipidae.
CUUUCAUGCAACGUGUAGGACGACUGCCCCUUUAAUUAUUCUGCAUAAUGCUGCCUACUCAUGUGUUCUGUAUCACUCAUUCUUUCCAGUUACGAGUUCUUUUCUCCAUCUCUCGCUCUGGGACCCUCUUUCUCCUUAAAGCCGCCACUGUUACUUAUGUGCCCGUUCUGAUUCUUUUUCACCCCUAAUUUAACUCUGUCUCACAUUUCUAACCCCUCUCACCCUUAGAACCUUUUGUUUUGUUCUCUUGCUCAUUAAUAAAUUCUCCUUUUCACUCUCUCCCAUUCACUUUCUCUUUCCCACACUCAUUCUUCUCCCAUUCACUUUCUCGGGCAUUAUUAUCUAAUUUGUGACCUUUGUUGGCUGACUUGUUAAACAUUCAUCUGAGUGCAAGGGCAGAGUUCAGAGGGUGUUUGUGUGGCACAAAUGGGACCAGCAGCAGAGCAGGGUGUGUAUGGAAAUGGAAAAAGAGAGGGGUGUGAGUAAUCAGUGCAGAGCUGGGUGUGUGCUUUCACUUGGAAGAAUAGAGCGUCGCAGCACAUACGUGGUGGAGCAGAGACAUUGAGGACAUUGUGAGACUAUAGCCGGAGGUACACCUGAGACAGACGCUGUUACUGAUAUGGACCUAACGGACCUACAGGAGGUGGAGAAUGAGUUCUUGUUGACUCUGGAUGAUUUCAUCCCUCCCCACCUGCAAAGGAACCAGCGCUCCCCACACAGUCCUUCAGAGCACAAGCGGUCAGAGCAAAACUCUGCGGCAAAUGAGCAGAUAUCCAGGACCACUGUAUCCCCCCCUGGGAGCCCAGGAGAGCACCGGGAGAGGCAUUGGAUUCGCUACGAUGGCAUUGGCCCUACAGAUAAGGAUGGCAUGCCCUUUGCUUCCAGAUCGAGUGUCGACAGGCCAAGGGACUGGUACAGAAGCAUGUUCAGAGUCCUGCACCGAUUGUCAGAUUCAGAUGACAGUGACAAUGACAGCAAAGAGAAGGAAACUCCCACACUCCCUAUACCAAGUAAGUCAGGGCAUACAGAUCACCACCAAUGGAAUCAUGAUAUAGUGGGACAUGCAACCACCACAAGCCAGGUACCACAGAGCUCCAACAGAACAUUUAGCCCUAACUCCAGAGAGCUGGAAGGAUCACAGAACUUCACCCUGAGAGACGCAAAAAGAACAUUAAGCCCCACCCCUAGAGCACCAGAGGGGACACUUUACUCUCCUACCACAGACUCACCAAAGACAAUCAGCUUAACUUCUAGAGGGUUACAGAGGACCCCGAGCUCCGCAUCCCAAGAUCAGCAGAGAAUACUGGGCACAUCUUCCAAAGAACCGGACCACAUGCCAGUCUCACCUCCUAGGAUACCACGCUCAUAUCUGAGUAUCUCCACUGAGCAGUUUACACUAAGUAAUCCCUCUAGAGAUUCAGAAAUAUCACCCAGAUCUCUAUCAAAAGACCCAUACUCUGCACGGACCUUCACUUCCAGAGAGAUGCAAAGGACUCUCAACUCUACUUCCACUGAGCCACAGAAGGCACAAUUCUCCUCUUCCAAUGAGCCAAAGAAGACUCACAAUUCCAUAUCCAGAGAGGGGAAUAGAACCUUAACCCACUCUACUCCAUCUUCAUUCAACCAGUCUUCAAGGAAACUAGUGUUCCCUGGUUUAUCCAACCAGGAAACCAACUCAACAUUAGAACGAAAACCAUUAGGGUCGUCAAGUAAAGCCUCCAGAGAGCAACAGCAUGGGCCCUACAGCACCCCUGUGCAUCCCUCCCCUGGACUGGUACCCGAAUUACAUCAAUUCUACCCUACAGAUAUAGAGUCAUUGUUUUCACAUUGCUUCUCCACAACCGAUAAAGUCCCUUCAUUAGAUCCUACCCAGAUGGAACCUACUUCUCCUAUAAGUCUUAGUGCCAAGAACGCAGGUCUCUUGAAGAGUUCCACCUCCAAGGCCCUGGAGAAACUAGAGGCUGAGCUACAACUGUUUAAUGAGGAGCUGAAUAGGGACCUGGUGGAUAACAGCCAUACACCUAUGUACACAUCAUACGUGAAGGUGCCAAUGCCGAAAUCUCCCCCCAUGUUAGGAGGAAGCCGCAGAUCAGAAUCCUGUAGAACAGUGGACACUCCCAGUACUUUGGAGGACAAACCGUUAGCAAGAGCUGUGGUCAAGUUUGAUUUCUCGGCUGAGUCACCAAAAGAGUUAUCACUACAGCGAGGAACUACUGUCCUCAUACUGAAGAGAGUGGAUAAGAACUGGCUGCUGGGACAACAAGAUGGCCGGAGAGGGCUCUUCCCUGAGAGCUACGUGAGGGUUCUGUCACCAGGAGAGUCCGAGAAGCCUGUCGUACCCCAUUUAUCAGGUGUUUCUCUCUAUGACUUCAAGGCUGAAUCUGAUGCAGAACUCUCCCUGAGUAAAAACCAGCACCUUCCCUCGGAUCUCAGUGACUGCUACUCAGCUCACUGUCUGACUCGUGGUUCAGAUGAACUAAUUAGAACCUCCACACAUGGGAGGAUUGUGGGACUUGUUCAGCUGUAGUUGGCAAAAGAGAGGAUGAUGGGAUUGGUAGUUUAGCAAUGAAUCUCGCCUUCCUCAGGGCAUUUACAGAAAUAAAUCAGGAUGUAAAUGAUGAUAUUUUGGUGUGGUUGCAUUAAAAUGAAAUCCAUUGGGUGCUGUGUCAUCCACACCUUCCAUUCUCCUGCGGUGGCAAGAGGGGGGGAAGUAAUUGUGGCUGGGGCAGGAGAGCAAGGAAUAGCAGCACAGCAGAAAUGCUCUAUACAAGUACUUUUUUUAAGAGAGUGUUUUGCAGACAACAUUAAUUAAACCUUCAAGAUUUACCCAUGUAUAGAAAUCUGAUGCUCUGUUUUUCAUGCUACUGGGCUGAUCUCUUCCCCAUAGUCAGACAGGAAGGAAAGGUUUAUUUCCAACAAAGCACCCCAUGUAAGAUAUUACUGCAACAGGAGGUCCUACUUCAACCAACUGCUUUGCCCUGCUGCUACUGAUACGAAGAUGAAACCCACUGAGAUUUUUUAGUUGGGUUGAAGGUCUGCCAACCAUAUCUAACCAUGGGGAAAGAGCAGGGGGCAAACAAAUAGAGGACUAAAGUUCUGCACCUCCAGAAUAGGGAGAGAUAGGAUUUGUUUACUCCAGAGGAAGUUUUUAGUUAGGCUAAGCAAAUGGACCUGGUUUUUAUGCCCAAUGGAUUUACUGUGUAUAAGUGGCUUGAUGCCAUUGCUUCUCCUGAGCCGCAGAAUGAAGUGUCUGACUGCCAUUUUCCUUUUCCAACACACAAGGGUUUCAUAUGCUACGGAAUCCCUGGAUACCCAAAAGUUAUAUAUGUACUAUACUGAGUAACCCGUUACUUGCCUUUUAACUGUGUUUCUGUUUUAUUGUAAAUAUUGGGAACACAAUAAAUGACUAAACAAGA